Messenger RNA from Neodiprion fabricii, 1469 nucleotides. RefSeq lists its product as uncharacterized. The coding region runs from base 415 to 1254 and encodes 279 amino acids. The record is from RefSeq and is a predicted model, not a curated record. NCBI's taxonomy places the organism in Eukaryota, Metazoa, Arthropoda, Insecta, Hymenoptera, Diprionidae. The transcript has 2 exons. Gene Ontology annotation, molecular function: chitin binding. Gene Ontology annotation, cellular component: extracellular region.
UAUUCGCAAUCUAUACGAAUAAAAUUAUCGCUCGCAAAAUGGAAACCGAAAUUCAAUGAGAUGGCUGCCCUCGUGAAUAUGGAAUUGGAAGAAUUUCGCGACAGUAUUGAUAUCCGGCAACCUUUGUGGCAGGACUCUCUUGAAUACAUUCGAGCUGCAAGACGUGAUGUGUAUCUAAUUAUAAAAUUUCAAAAACUCUGAAAGAGAGAUAACAUAACGUUAUCAAUUUAAUUAUUGGCAAAUACGACCCUGACAAUUCUGGAUGUAAUAAUUAAAUGACACACGUGACUUACUUACUGGUUCAAUAAACAUACAAUCUAUGAAUUACUCAGCUUAUUAACCGAUAUAAAGCAGACUAUUCGCCCGAUCGUUCGAUCAUUCUUCAGGAGUAUAUCAACGUCGCUUGAAGUGAUCAUGGAGAAGCAGGUCUUUGCUGUAAUUAUCGCUGCGAGCAUCGCAGCAUUGAUUCCAACCUCCGAGGCCGCAGCAUAUAACUGUACGACGUACGGCAGAUAUGCUAUAACUACGGACACAACUUGUCAGUCCUAUUACUUGUGCUUUCCUGAAGACGACGGGACAUACACCGUUUACAAUGAAACUUGCCCAACGACGACGCUUUUCGAUCCAACGACAGCGAAUUGCGUUAACUCGAGUUCCUAUACUUGUACAAAUGGAGAAGAUUCAACGACCACUGAGGCAACAGAAACCACCACAACAGCAGCAUAUGACUGCACUACGUAUGGCAGAUAUGCUAUAACUACGGACACAACUUGUCAGUCCUAUUACUUGUGCUUUCCUGAAGAUGACGGGACCUACACCCGGUACAAUGAAACUUGCCCAACGACGACGGUGUUUGACCCAACAGUUGCGAAGUGCGUUAACUCAAGUGCCUAUACCUGCACCAACGAUGCAACUACCACUGAUGCUGCAACUACCACAGAUUCUGCAACUACCACAGAUUCUACGACUACCACCGAUGCUACAACCACUACCGUAGCUGCAACCACUACCGAAGCUGCAACCACUACCGAAGCUGCAACCACUACCGAAGCUGCAACUACUACAAUAUUUGCCUGCACUGCAUAUGGUAGAUAUGCGAUAACUACGGACACAACGUGUAAAACGUAUUAUUUCUGCACCCUGAACAGUGACGGAAGUUUUACCAUGGAAGAAUUCACUUGUCCAACAACAACGAUCUUUAAUCCGACAAAGUCAAAGUGCGUCGCACCGUCUGCGUAUACCUGUACAAAUUAGACUGAGAACAUGCAUGGGAAUCACUUAAAAAUAUUUUAUUGUGAAUAAAAUUGACUUAUUGCUAUGACGUGUUGGCAGCUAUAGUUACGCGAAAUCGCACAUUUAUCCGGUCUAAUUCCAAGUUUGUAUUUCACACAUAGCUUCGUGAUUAAUCAAAUUAGUCAGAUUUUUGUUGAGUAAAAUAAUUGAACAAAUAAAGUAUCGUUUCAAAUGUG